AUGGAAGAAGUUAAAAAAUAUGGUAAAACACUCGAGGAAAUCGAAGGAGGUUUGAUGUUCGAUGACUUUCCGGAAUCUUUGGCAGACAGCGAUGAGGAACACAAUAUUUUUGACGAUGAAUUCGAUGCAGCUAACGACGAAACAUUCGGAGGGGGACUCGAUAACAUUGGCGAGAAUACUGAACUAGAGAACUAUGCAACACAGACUGCUCGAUUGCGAUUAGAUGAUCCAGUCUGGCAAAAUCCAUCUUCAUCGGAUCAUGUUGCCCCGGAUGCUUCCGCUAUUCCAUUUCCGACUUUUGGAAGCGGGGAACCUAAUGACGCUUUCUCAUCAAGUUUCGAAGCGGAGUCUCCAUUCCUGAAAAAGUCGAUUUGGGGAAAUGGAACAGACAGCUCUUACAACAUUUGGGGAUCAGAUUUCGGUCUUCCUACUGUUCCAGCUUCAUCGAAUAUUGAAUUUGAGUUCAGCUCAAUGUUGCCAAGCGAAUCACGGGCAGUUCAAGCGCCAAAAGAUACGAAAGCAUCAGCUCAAAUACCAUCCAUGCCAAGCACCGCUUUGACAUUGCAAGAUUUCGAAAGAAUGCAAUUGGGAGAUAAAACUGACUCAUUAUCAGAUGCUUUCAAAGAUUUGCAACUGGGAAGCACUCCUGUACAACCAAGUUCAGACACACAAACGGUUCUGUCAGCCCCUGGAACGUCAGCUAAGAAUCCAUUGCCAUCUUUCCCGGUAUCAGCACUGUCUUUGGAGGAACUUGAGCAAAAAAUGAUGAAAGAGUCCCAAACUAUAAAAGACAAGUCUCGACAACAACCUCUUCCGAUAUCCCCAGGCAAUAACAGAUUUUCACAUCCUCCACCUGGGUUCAAUCAAAACGUCCAACAUAGGAUGGAUCCAAUGGUGUCUCCAGCAGCAAUGCCUGGGAUGCAGAUGCCUCCACCAAUGGGAUUUCAGCAGAUGGGCCCGAUGAUGCCGCCGCCAAAUAUGUCUCUGCCACGGCUUCCACCGUUACAUCCACAGUUUCUUCAUAUGGUCCCAAUGUGGCUCAACGCGAUUAUUGGCAAUGUGACGCUUCCGAUGGGAGCACCUCCAGUACCGCCAUUUCUUUUCCAGUUGAUGAAUCACUAUCGCAAUCCCCAAUUGGUGCAUGCUAUGAUUCUUCAAUCCUCAAUUCCACCAAACGUCAGACCAAAUGGUCCACCAUAUGACCAAUCUGGACCACAUAGCCCAGGAAAUCGAGUUCAGCGCAAGCAUUCGGGUAUGCCAUCUUCUCGAACUAUAUACGACUUGGCUCUUGAUUCAUUUGCUGGUUUUAUGUCUUUUAAAGAGCGGGAGUGGCUCAUAAAAGUUCAGUUCGUGCAAUGCAAGGGUUCUGGAGACCCAAAUGUGGACGAUUACUAUUACGUGAAAUGGCGAGAGAAUAAAAUCGCAAAUGGCUGGACUCCAGGUCCAAAAUCUGAUGUUCCGAAAAAAGAAGCAACGUCUGAAUCGCAGAAAGAGUACCUCGAACGAAUCAGGCGUUCAAAUUACCGCGAAAUGCAAAAGGAGAGAGCUCGUGAGAGGGACAGGGAGCGUCAAAAAGAGAGACAAGAACGAAUUGAUCGCGGGGAAGAAAGAAAGCCUCGACAAACUCUUUCAGACAAGUUUGCUAGCAGUUUGGGUCUCCCAUCUAAAUCAUCCACACACAAUCCACGGCAUGUACUCGACAUGAAAGCUCAAAUUGAGAGUAUUGAUAAUCAAGCAAAGAAGAUGUCAGAUGAGGAACGAAAGAAUGCUGUUCAAAAGAAGCUUAGGACGAUGUUGUUGCGUUUGGAAGGGGCUUUAGCACUACUGAUGGAAAUCGACGAACUUCGCAAAACAAAUCCAUCUGAAAAAUCGCAACAUAAAGACUUGACCAGCGAUGAAAAAGAACAAGAAGUCGAAAAGCGCACCUCAUUGAUCAUCAACGAGCUGAUGGGAGAUGACUUAUCUAAACUUAUGCAAAUGUCUAAGGGAAGAAUGGUUAUCACUAGAACGCUCAAAGUUGUUGGUCCUCGAGAUCAAGCAAGAAUUGUUCUCGCACUUAUGUCAGCUGGAGGUCUUGUAAGCAAAAAGAUGUAUGGAGAGAUAGUUCUCGACAUUCUCCCCAUUGUGCACCAGAAGAUUUCAAAUCUUCACCCGGAUCAGUUCAAAUACCUUGUUGGUGCUCUCAAUUUAGACAAUUUGAAGAGGCAACUACUAGACAGUAACAUGUUUGUCAGAGAUAUGAUGCUCACUCUCUUCUUCAUCAGCGAGAAAAAUAAUCAACAAUUACUGGAAUGGUCUAAGGCUACCAAAUUUUCAAGCCUAAAAAUGCCAUCAAGCACGCCUUUGGUUAUCUGGAGAAAAGCGUUGAGUGCCAUUAGCGACAGCGACAUUAAAGAAUUCGCUGAAGACAUAAAAUAUUCUGGAAUCGUUGAUUGUCACGAUGUUGCCCAGCUCAUUGAACAAUCAUUAUAA
Caenorhabditis remanei is the source of this 2472-nucleotide messenger RNA. RefSeq lists its product as uncharacterized. The record is from RefSeq and is a predicted model, not a curated record. Gene Ontology annotation, biological process: P-body assembly; deadenylation-dependent decapping of nuclear-transcribed mRNA. Gene Ontology annotation, molecular function: RNA binding. The transcript has 10 exons. Gene Ontology annotation, cellular component: P-body. Bases 1 to 2472 code for a protein of 823 amino acids. Lineage: Eukaryota; Metazoa; Nematoda; Chromadorea; Rhabditida; Rhabditidae.